GUUGUUGUUGUUGCGGCGCGCACUCGUCACUCUUCAGCUGGAGCAGAGGCCAGGGCAGGGGGCCCCGAUACGAGGGCCCCCAGCCCUGGAGCGUUACCGACUCGGAUGUCUGUGCAGGCCCACACACGACGAGGUGAAUAGAAUUUACUAUAACAUGCAAAAACAUACCAAAAAGGGUUAAAAUGUCGUGGAAGAAAUGGUGAGAGAAAGGAGGAAAAAUAACAAUGUUAAAAACAAAAGGAUUGAAAGAUAUUGCGCUCUAGCUCCGGGAGUCCAGUCUAGUAAGUAAGUCAGCUUUGCCAUCUAGCGGAUAUGAAAGACAUAUCCAUAUUUUUUUUCAUUUUAGCCUCGCAUUUACUUUUGUCAGACGUCAGUUUUCAAUGCCAAACCAUGCGCAUUAAAAAAAAAAAAACACAUGCAAUGCACUUUGCAUAUCGCAAACAACACUGACCCACUUCAUUCUGACGAAUUCGGAAUUUAGAGUGCCUUAUCUGCAGAGAUAAAUACACGGGCCUAUCAGUGACAGAGCCGGGUCACAGCGCGCAUGCGCGUCGUCGCGGAAGAGGAAGAGAAGGCAAAACCUGACGGAUUAUGUGGACAUCCAGCCAGCUAAGGCCGGCCUGUUUAGACUAAUGGACCUGAAUACGUGUCUAUAGAAUGCCAGGCUGAGUGACCGCGGUGAAGCCACAUGUGAAUACAGAGCAUCAUAGAGAACAAGCGUGAGGAUGAUGUCAGAGUGCGACCCGUGCGAGACGGGGACAGCGGAACCGGGGAUCGACGGACAGGCAACAGCGGUGGUGUCUCCGGCAGACGCGGGGGACCCCAACUUCCACUCUCCCGAAGCCCCCGUGCUGCUGUCGUUCGAGCACCAGAACCGGGCGAGGCUCGGAGGACAUCAUGCGUCCAACCCCGGGGUGGCCGUGCGCAUCUCGGACUCGUGCGAGAGUGUCCUGACCGAGCUGGAGACGGACGGCUCCGGUGAGGAGGCGCUGCUGCUACCAUGCCUGGCUCGGAGCUCCGCCGCGUCGUCGCCGCGGCGUGCCGGACGGGAGAAGCGCGGCGGCGGCAGGCAGCACAGACACAGCUCGUCUUCCGACAAGGAGAACCUCUCCUCGCCAGGUAUCAACGGCGGGGACUUCAACCAUUUCCCAGACGACCUGGAGUUCGCGGACAUCGUCCAGCGGGCGGAACAGGCCAUCGAGAACGGAGCGUUCCCGGAGCGCAUCUCCCAGGGGUCCAGUGGGAGCUACUUUGUCAAGGACCCAAAAGGGAAAAUCAUCGGCGUUUUCAAACCAAAGUCAGAGGAGCCGUACGGUCACCUGAACCCCAAAUGGACCAAAUACUUCCACAAGCUGUGCUGUCCGUGCUGCUUCGGACGAGGCUGCCUCCUGCCCAACCAGGGCUACCUUUCGGAGGCCGCCGCCUCGCUGGUCGACACCAAGCUGGGCCUCGGAGUGGUCCCAAAGACCAAGGUGGUGUAUCUGGCCAGCGAGACGUUUCACUACAGCGCGUUCGACCGGGCCAAGUCCCGGGGGAAGAAGUACGCUCUGGAGAAGGUCCCCAAGGUGGGGAAACGCUUCCACCGCGUUGGGCUGCCCCCCAAGGUGGGGUCCUUCCAGCUGUUUGUGGAGGGCUACCAUGAAGCAGACUACUGGCUGAGGCGCUUUGAGUCGGACCCCCUGCCGGAGAACAUCAGGAAGCAGCUGCAGUCCCAGUUUGAGAGGCUGGUGGUUCUGGACUACGUUAUCAGGAACACAGACCGAGGGAACGAUAACUGGUUGAUAAAGUAUGAGAAGCCCGGAGAAGGACAAAAGGAAACCGAGUGGUCCGAGACCAGCUCAGAUUCCUGCGUCAAGAUCGCGGCCAUAGACAACGGCCUUGCCUUUCCCUUUAAACACCCUGAUGAAUGGAGGGCCUACCCCUUCCACUGGGCCUGGCUGCCCGCCGCCAAGGUGGCCUUCUCCCAGGAGACCAGGGACCUGGUGCUGCCCCGCCUCUCAGACAUGAACUUUGUACAGGAUCUCUGUGAGGACCUCUAUGAGAUGUUCAAGACGGACAAAGGCUUCGACAAGACCAUGUUUGAAAGACAGAUGUCGGUCAUGAGGGGGCAGGUGCUGAACCUGAGCCAGGCGCUGAAGGACGGCCGCAGCCCCAUCCAGCUGGUCCAGAUGCCUCGCGUGGUGGUGGAGCGCAGCCGCUCCGGGGGCCACGGCCGCGUGGUCACCCUCGGCAACGCCUUCACGCAGACCUUCCACUGCAAGAGGCCCUUCUUCACCUCCUGGUAGACAGUGUGAGGAAGAGGAGGAGGAGGAGAGGCCCUUCUUCACCUCCUGGUAGACAGUGUGAGGAAGAGGAGGAGGAGGAGAGGCCCUUCUUCACCUCCUGGUAGACAGUGUGA
Messenger RNA from Gadus morhua (Atlantic cod), 2398 nucleotides. It is a transcript of the gene pi4k2b, whose product is annotated as phosphatidylinositol 4-kinase type 2 beta. Gene Ontology annotation, cellular component: trans-Golgi network; lysosomal membrane; plasma membrane. The record is from RefSeq and is a predicted model, not a curated record. Lineage: Eukaryota; Metazoa; Chordata; Actinopteri; Gadiformes; Gadidae. Gene Ontology annotation, biological process: Golgi organization; phosphatidylinositol phosphate biosynthetic process; endosome organization. The transcript has 11 exons. Bases 726 to 2285 code for a protein of 519 amino acids. Gene Ontology annotation, molecular function: 1-phosphatidylinositol 4-kinase activity.